Molecule: messenger RNA, 714 nt
Organism: Phoenix dactylifera (date palm)
Lineage: Eukaryota; Viridiplantae; Streptophyta; Magnoliopsida; Arecales; Arecaceae
Product: large ribosomal subunit protein eL31
Biological process (GO): cytoplasmic translation
Cellular component (GO): cytosolic large ribosomal subunit; ribosome
Molecular function (GO): structural constituent of ribosome
Source: RefSeq, a predicted model, not a curated record
UUACCCAUAUGCUACGGCGGGCCGCCCUAGGGUUCCCUUUUUCGCUGCGAUAAGGGAAUUAGGGUUUCGGGGGCGGGGGCGAGAGAGAGGCGGGCGGCGACAAUGGUGGAAAAGGCGAGUAAAGGGAGGAAGGAGGAGGUGGUCACGAGGGAGUACACCAUCAAUCUACACAAACGCCUCCAUGGAUGCACUUUCAAGAAGAUGGCCCCCAAUGCUAUCAAGGAAAUUAGGAAGUUUGCACAGAAGGCAAUGGGUACAACAGAUGUGAGGGUUGAUGUGAAGCUUAACAAGCACAUCUGGAGUAGGGGGAUUCGAAGCGUGCCGAGACGUGUGCGUGUGAGAAUCGCUCGCAAAAGGAAUGAAGAGGAGGAUGCCAAAGAGGAGCUCUAUUCACUGGUAACUGUUGCAGAGGUUCCCCCGGAGGGGCUCAAGGGACUGGGAACCAAGGUCGUAGAGGAAGCAGACUAAACUGUCUUCUUUUGUUACUCUCAGGUCAUGGUGGUGAAGAGACAUUAGUUUAAGAUUCUGUAGGGAACUUUGCUUGCAAUUCAGAUAUUUUGAAUCUUCUAUCCUUUUUUUGUCAUAUUUGCUUAAUAUUAUUUUGUGUUAUGUUAUAUUUUGAUGUGUAGAACCAUGAUUUGUUCCUAUAUUUCCUUGUCUGUCAAAGAUUUAGUAGAACUUGAACAUGAUUAUGGGUUAUCCUUCCUCGAUGAA